This is a messenger RNA of Rotaria sp. Silwood2, 2766 nucleotides long. The record is from the annotation of a GenBank genome assembly. NCBI's taxonomy places the organism in Eukaryota, Metazoa, Rotifera, Eurotatoria, Philodinida, Philodinidae.
AUGGAGAAUCUACAAAAUCUCAUAGGAUACAAUCAUAUAUAUAGUACUCCCUACCAUCCCCAAACAAAUGGUAUCGCAGAGCGUUUUAACGCUACUUUUGUAGCUCAGAUUUCGAAGUUACAAAAAGCUCAACAUAACAAUUGGGAUGAGUACUUGCAAGCCGUUGUCUUUGCUUAUAAUACAGGAGUGCACAAGUCCACGAAAUUUUUUCCCUAUGAGUUAUUAUACGAUCGUACUGCUCGUCUACCUAUUCAUAUACAACCUAAAGAAUUUACAUUUCUCAAACCUAAUGAUUAUUUUGAACAACUAAAAAAGACGUUACGUAUAUUUCAUCAGGCUUCGCGUGAUAAUAUAUUAUGUCAACAACAAGCUCAUCAGGCGUAUUAUAAUAAGAAUCGUCUUGAUCCACAAUUGAAAUUAGGAGAUAAAGUUUUUACUCGUAUAUCUGUUUCAAAAGGAAAAUUAGAUCCGAAAUUCUCUCCUAUUCCUAAAAUUGUUGUUGAAAUUCACCACCCAAUAAUUUCAUUAGACUAUCGUAAAAUAAUUUAUGAUCAACAACAAUUUAUAUGCGAUAUCAGGAAAAAUAUACGUUUAUUUAGUCGACAACAUAUUAAAUUAAUGUAUUUAUCUAUUGAUAAAGAAGACAAAUGUGAUAGAGAACAAAAUACUGUUCGACAUAUAACAAAAGAUUCGGCAUCAUUUUUAUGGUUUCAACUAAUAGUCGAUAUAUUGAAACACAUGCCAACAAAUACAGAAUCAGCUAUAAGCGAGAUGUUAGAUGAAUGCCGAAGAUAUUAUAAAGACAAUUUAGUACAAUUAGAAAAAAUUCAGCGUUUUCAAAGCGAGUAUAAAGGUAGCGAUGAUGCUAUAUUUUGGUAUACAAGUGAAAGCUUUUUAUAUAUGUCCAUUAAUCGUGCAUUAAGAAGUGAAAAUAUUGAUGAAUUGUAUACAGAUAGAUUUUUUAUCAUUGAUCUUUGUACACAGUUGUCGAGCAUUUACAAGCAGCAACGACAAUGGGAUCAUGAUAAAAAGAAAUUAAACGUCUAUCGUGGACAAGUCAUGUGUUAUGAUGAACUAGAAAAAUUAAAGCUUAAUAUAGGAAACUUGAUAUCAACAAACAGCUUUUUUUCUACAACAACUGAUAUCAAUGUUGCACGGAUGUUUGCCCCUCAUUGUCAUAAUAAAGUAGGUGUUUUAUUUCAAAUCGAAGUUGAGAAUAAUUUAAACAGCAUAAUUUACGCUGAUAUUACAAAAUACAGUAGAAUUCCAGAUGAAAAAGAAGUUUUAUUUCACAUUGGAGCUGUAUUUCAAAUAAUUAAUGUUUCUUAUGACAAUGAAUUACAUAUUUGGUCAGUUCAUUUAAGUGCAAGUGAUGAUGAUAAAGGCUACAUUGAACAAUAUUUAAAAUUACAAGAAAAGGAACUAAAAGAAACCGACGCUAGUCUAUUAUUUGGGCGCAUACUUAUUGACAUUGCCGAAUAUUCGAGAUCAGAAAUAUAUUUUCGGAAAAUGUUAAAUGCAUUAUCACGAGAUAAUCACCAAAUGCGAUCCAUUUGCUAUCAGUAUUUGGGUCGGUCAUUGCACUACAUCGGAAAACUUGAUGAAGCACUUCAUUAUUAUGAAUUAGCAAAGCACAUACAAAUCGAUAUAUUAAAAUUAACCACAAAUAUAGUUCGCGCGUACAAUUUAUUUUAUUUGGGGUGUAUCAAUGUCGAAAAAAGUGAAUAUAAUUCAGCAAUGACAUAUUUUCAAGAUGCACUGCAUAUGGAACAACUACUAUAUAAAGACAACGAUCAUCGAAUAAUAUCAUCAACAUUACGUGGUAUUGCAUGGACCUACGAAAAAAAAGGCGAUUAUAAUAAUUCAUUAAAAUAUCAUCGGUAUGCACUUGAACAAGCUCAGAAAACUUUACCGGGUGUUCAUUCAUUGAUUGGUGAUGGUUUCUACUCGAUAAGUAAUAUUAAUCAUUGCCUAGGUAAUUACAAAGAAGCAUUGAAUUAUGCAUUAGAAGCAUUUCGUGUGUAUCGAGCAUGCGUACCAAAAACACAUCGAGCAUUUGGUGAUAUUACAUCAUUAUUAGGCGAUAUUUAUUACGAUAUGGGUAACUAUGAUGAUGCUCUGAAUAAUUACGAAUAUGCAUUAAACGUACGUAAGAAUAUAUUUAAUGACAAGCAUCCAUUGAUUGCUCAGUGUAUAGAUGCGAUUGGGAGAAUACAUCGAAUUAGAAAAGAAUACGACAAAGCACUCGAUUAUCAUCAGCAAUCGCUUGAAAUAUUUAAACAAAAUUUUACAAAUCUUAAACAUCCAUCUAAAAGUAAAUGUUUAUUUCAUAUUGGAAAUGUGUAUGAGGAUCGAAUGCAGUUUGCUGACGCAUAUAGUUACUACCAACAGUCGCUAGCUAUAAGAAAAAAUUUAUACAAUGACAAACACCCAUCAAUUUUGCAAUUGGAUACACAUAUAACGCAUGUAUUACAUUUUGAACAGAGAAAAGAGUAUGAUAAAGCAAUUGAUUUGUACAGAAAUAUAUUAAGCGAUCAGAAAAGCCUAUUUCAAAAAUGCGAACAUCCUCAUAUAGCACUGACGCUAUACAAUCUGGGUUUAUGUUACCAUCGUAAAAAAUAUUAUAAUACUGCUUAUGCCUGUUAUCAACGAGCAAUCACUAUGCAAAAACAAUGCUUACACGAAAAUCAUCCAUCACUUUCCCGUACAUUACAAACAAUUCAAGAUCUGAAAGAUUUGAUGCAUGUUUGUUCAACAGAGCUCUAA